Molecule: messenger RNA, 1449 nt
Organism: Chironomus riparius
Lineage: Eukaryota; Metazoa; Arthropoda; Insecta; Diptera; Chironomidae
Source: the annotation of a GenBank genome assembly
AUGAUGCUUAGACGACUCAUAACAAAUCGAUUUUACAGUAACUAUACAAUUUUCAAUAAAUCAUCAGGAAAUGGUAAGUGCGGUGUAGCUGUCAUUCGAGUUAGUGGCGAUAAAACAAAAGAUGUUUUGAGAAGAAUCACCGGAACUGAUGAAUUUAAGCCUCGUCACGCGACAUUGAAAGGGUUAAAGGAUUCACAGGGUCAAUUAAUCGACAAUGGCUUAGUGAUGUAUUUCCCAGGUCCAAAAUCAUUCACCGGCGAGGAUUGCUGUGAAUUUCAAGUUCACGGUGGAACUUCUGUUGUGUCAGCAUUAUUAUCAGCACUAAAUGACAUCCAUAAAGUCAGAUAUAGUGAGCCAGGAGAAUUUUCCAAGCGUGCCUUUCUUAACGGUAAAAUGGACUUGAUUGAGGCAGAAGCUGUUGCCGAUCUCAUACAUGCUGAGACUGAAAUGCAAAGAAAGCAAGCAUUAAUUCAAGCAGAAGGACACUUAUCGAGAUUAUAUCAAGGAUGGAGGACAAAGCUUAUCAGAAACAUCGCACACAUUGAAGCAUUUAUAGAUUUCUCAGAAGAUGAGAAUAUUGAGAGCGAUAUCCUUCAUGUCGUACAAAAGGAACUUUAUGAAUUGAAAAAUGAAAUUCAACAGCAUUUAGUUGAUGGACGAAAAGGUGAGAGAUUGAGAGAUGGUGUACGAAUGGCAAUUGUUGGAGAUACGAAUGUUGGAAAAAGUAGUUUAAUGAAUCAUUUGGUCCAAAAGGAUGUUUCAAUAGUCACUGAAAUAGCGGGUACGACGAGGGAUGUCAUACAGUCUAAUUUUGAAAUCAAUGGAUAUCCAAUCGUUUUAAUGGACACAGCAGGAUUAAGAAAGUCGAGAGAUAUCGUUGAAACGGAAGGAAUAAGACGAGCCAAACAAUGUGCAAUUCUAUCGGAUCUGAUCAUUUUGGUUAUGGAUGGAAAGAAAUUGGAAGAAUAUUUUGGAAAUAAUCCAAUUGACUUGGAUCAAUAUCGGAAAGUUUAUCUUCAUACAUUGGGAUUACAUGACGAAAUUUUACAUGGGCGACGAUUGAUGACUAUUGUGAAUAAAGUUGAUCUGAUGACAAAGCAUAAAAGUCAAGAACUAGAAGAUUUAAAGACACUUGCCAUAUCUUGUACGAAAGUUUUUCGUAUUAAUGACGUUGUUGGUGAAAUUACAGACCAUUUAAAAGAACUAUGUGGAAAUCCAACAACUGAGAAUCCACAUUUGAGUCAACAAAGACAUCGAUUUUGUAUUCAAGAAUGCUCCGAGUAUGUUAAUAAUUUUUUGGAAACCUAUAAUCCAGUUACGGAACAGGAUCUUGCUAUUUUAGUUCAGGAUUUACGUAGUGCUGUAAGAUGUAUUGGCAAAAUUACUGGACAAGUAAGGACAGACGAUAUACUUGAUGUCAUUUUUAGAGAUUUUUGUAUAGGAAAAUGA